Molecule: messenger RNA, 11112 nt
Organism: Conger conger (European conger)
Lineage: Eukaryota; Metazoa; Chordata; Actinopteri; Anguilliformes; Congridae
Gene: chd7
Product: chromodomain helicase DNA binding protein 7
Exons: 38
Coding region: 393-9677 (3094 amino acids)
Molecular function (GO): ATP binding; protein binding; ATP-dependent chromatin remodeler activity
Source: RefSeq, a predicted model, not a curated record
UCGAGGAGAGGAAUCGAGAACGCGGCUGCCGGGAUCGAUUGGAUUAAACUUGAAGUGAAAUUAACACAAAGGAGAGAGUCAGCGAGGACGGGACACAGAGACACUGAAACGAACAUUUACCGAAUUUGUAUAUUUAGAUAACUACGAAAACAAAAUAUAUUGCUGGAGAUACAUACUAACUACACUUUAUUUGAAACAACCCUAAACUGACCCAGCUAGCUAGCUAGCUAAUAACAGGGUGCUGUAGCCUGACUUUGCCUGACACCGUGUUGUCCAACAGAAUUAGGGAAAUAUGGAGUGACAUGCCGGAGAUUAGUUGAGGGAUUAAAGGCUUUGAGGACACACACCUCAGCGGAGGGUUCUCUCUCUCGUGUGGCUGGCGCUCGGCAGCCAUGGCGGACCCCGGGAUGAUGAGCCUGUUCGGAGACGACGCUAACCUCUUCUCGGAAGGGCUGGAGGGUCUGGGGGACUGCGGCUACCCGGAGAGCCAGGUCAGCGCCCUGGGCCCGCAGAUGCCCCUGGACCAGGGCUACGGGCCGCUCUCGUCCUCCCUCCACCACCCGUCCCAGGCCCCCGCCGGCCCGGGACAACAGCCCAAGCUCAGCCACUUCGACCACUUCGGCCAGUACGAGCAGCAGAAGAUGCACCUGAUGGACCAGCAGGGGGGCCGCCUGCUGGGCAGCGGCCCCGGGAACGGCAUGUCCUCCCCCCACUCGCAGUACCACACCCCGCCCCCGCCCGUGCCCCACGGCGCGGGGCCCCACGGCGUGUACCCCGGCAUCGCGGCCGAGCGGCACGGCCAGGCCUUCAUGGACGGGGGCUCCAUGUGGGGCCCCAGGGCGGUGCAGGUGCCUGAGCAGGUCCGGCCCCCGUUCCAGCAGCAGCAGCAGCAGCAGCCCCAGCAACCGGGCCCCCCGGCGCAGCAGUCGGGCCCCUCCGGGCCCCAGGGCCACAUGCAGCAGAUGGCCCCCUACAUGGGCCGGGGGGACUACAGCUCCAUGCAGACGCACAACCAGGCGCCCACGCCUCCUCGAAUGAACCAGUUCUCCCAGGUCCCGCCGCAGGAGGCCAGCCGGGGCCCCGCCGGCAACCACUUCAUGGGCCACAUGGGCCCCCAGCAGACCCCCAACAUGGUGGGACCACCCAUGCGCCAGCAACCACAGCAGCAACAACAACAACAACAACAGCAGCAGCAGCAACAGCAGCAGCAGUUCCACCACCGGCCUGUCCCAGGCUCCAUGCACCCGGAGGGGGUGGUGCACAGCCCCCGCUUCUCCCCAAAUCCCGCCCAGCAACAGCAGCCACAGCAGGGGGCGGGGAGGCCCCAGCAGAGCAUGGGCUACAACCCCCGAAACCCGCCGGUCCCUCCUAACGCCGUCAACAACUCAGGGCAGUACCCACCCUACUCCCCCUACGGCGGCCUCAGCCAGGGGCUGGUGAACAGCGGGGCGAUGGGUCCCGGCAUGGGCCCCAUGGGCCCGGUCUCGCGCUACCCCACCGCCGGCUUCCCCCAGGCGGGGCCGCAGGGCAUGAUGCACCAGCAGCCCCUCCACGUGAACCAAAUCAACUCCCAAGCUAUGCACCCCUCCCAGCAGCAGUCCCCAGCCAAGCAGCAGCAACAGCAACCCCAGCAGCAGCCUCCGCCUCAGGCCCCCUACGGCUCUCCCACCCCCAUGUCCCCGCUGAAGGCCCUGAGCACCACGGGGGGCACCCCUCCUCCCCAGCAGGGCCGCCCGGCCGGCCCCGGCAUGGGCAUGGAGGUGGGCGGGUACGGGGGCAUGCCCCACCAGCCGGGAGGGCCCAUGGGGCUGGGGCAGAGGGGCAUGGGGCCCCGGGGCCUGGCCCCCCAACAGCAGCCCCCGCCGCCGCAGCAGCAGCAGCCCCCUCCGCAGGGCUACAUGGGGCUGUCGCCCAACCAAAGGGACCUGGCCGGGCCCCUGAGGGCCCCUGCGGCGGGGCUGGGGGGGAACCACGCCGACCCCCAGGUGAUGCUGGCGACGCCCCAGCAGGCUCAGCACGGGGGCCCCACGCUCGCGCCCCCGCUGCCCUUCCAGAAGCAGCAGCAGCAGCCCCCGCCGACCCUGCUCUCCCUGCGCCACCAGGCCUCCCCGCCCCCGCACCCUCACCACCAACCGUGGGCCGGCCAGCACCAGUCCCCACCCACCACCCAGAAAGUGCCUCUUCAACAGCCUCCUCCGUCAGACCCGUCAGUGGAAAUGGCAGCAUCUGACAAGCCUCCCGCAGCAGGCCCGAACUCCCAACCGCUCAACUGUGACCAGCAGGCCGAGGGCGAGCAGAAGCCAAAAAAGAAGAAGAAGAAGAAGGCGAAGCUGAGCCCCGAGGAGGCGGCGGCGGGCGCGGGGGACGCCGCCCUCCAGACCUCCACGGACCAGCCCUCCUCCGAGGAGAAGAAGAAGAAGAAGAAGCCAAAAGAGAAGAAGGAACCCAAGGAGCCCAAGGCCCCAAAAACGCCCAAAACACCCAAGGCCCCUAAAGAGCCCAAGGAGAAGAAGGCGAAGAGCACCACUCCCAAGGCCAAGAGCACCAAGAAGCCCAGCGUGAAGAAGCAGGACACGGAGACCGGCAGCGCCAAGAAGAAAGAAGUCAAACGCAAGCGCGAGUCGCCGGAUCACUCCGACGCGGAGAAAACACCCCCCGCUUCGCCGGAGGAGGAGGAUGAUCUGGGCGUUCAGAAGAGGCGCUCCAGCCGCCAGGUCAAGAGGAAGCGCUACACGGAGGACCUGGAGUUCAGGAUCUCGGACGACGAGGGCGAGGACGGCGAGACGGCCGGGCAGAAGUCCCCGUCAACGGCGUCUCAGUCAGAACAGCAGGAGGCCCCCGACGCAGACGGCCCUGUGGUGGAGAAAAUCAUGGGCAUGCGCUUGGUAAAGAAGGAGAUGGAGUCUGGAGAGGAAGUGGAAAUGGAAGAAUUUUACGUGAAGUUCAAGAACUUCUCCUACCUGCACUGUCGCUGGGCAGACCUGGAGGAGCUGGAGAAAGACAAGAGGAUCCAGCAAAAGAUCAAGAGGUUCAAGGCCAAGCAGUCGCUCAACACGUUCAUCACAGAGAUGGAUGAUGAGCCCUUCAACCCAGACUAUGUCGAAGUGGACAGGAUUCUGGAUGUAUCUGAGAGCACUGAUGAAAAUGGAGAGCCUGUCAGUCACUAUCUGGUGAAGUGGUGUUCCCUGGCCUAUGAAGACAGCACUUGGGAGCUGAAGGCAGACAUCGACCAGGCCAAAAUAGAAGAGUUUGAGCGGCUCCUGGCUCUGGAGCCGGCUCUAAAGCGAGUGGAGCGACCUCCUGCAAGCGACUGGCAGAAAUCCGAGAGUUCCAGGGAAUAUAAAAAUGGCAACGCACUCAGGGAAUACCAGCUGGAGGGAGUCAAUUGGCUGCUCUUCAACUGGUACAACACACGUAACUGCAUACUGGCAGAUGAAAUGGGUCUCGGUAAGACGAUCCAGUCCAUCACAUUCCUCUACGAGAUAUUCUUGAAGGAUAUCCACGGCCCUUUCCUGGUGAUCGCACCACUGUCGACCAUUCCUAACUGGGAGCGGGAGUUCCGCACGUGGACCGACCUCAACGUCGUGGUGUACCACGGCAGCCAGGGGAGCCGCAGGACCAUCCAGGCAUACGAGAUGAACUUCAGGGACGCACAGGGUCGUGUGAUAAAGGGAGCCUACAAAUUCCACGCUGUCAUCACCACGUUUGAGAUGAUACUGACGGACUGCCCGGAGCUGCGGAACAUCCAGUGGCGCUGCGUGGUCAUCGACGAGGCCCACAGGCUGAAGAACAGGAACUGCAAGCUGCUAGAAGGACUGAAAAUGAUGGAUAUGGAACACAAGGUUCUCCUCACCGGAACGCCUCUCCAGAACACGGUGGAGGAGCUCUUCAGCCUGCUCAACUUCCUGGAGCCCGAGCGCUUUCCCUCCGAGGCCACCUUCAUGCAGGAGUUUGGGGAUUUGAAAACGGAGGAACAGGUGCAAAAGCUCCAGGCCAUCCUGAAGCCCAUGAUGCUGAGGAGGCUGAAGGAGGAUGUGGAGAAGAACCUGGCCCCCAAGCAGGAGACCAUCAUCGAGGUGGAGCUCACCAACAUCCAGAAGAAGUACUACCGCGCCAUCCUGGAGAAGAACUUCGCCUUCCUGUCCAAGGGGGGCGCCGCAGGGGCCGGGGGAGGGGGCAACGCCAACGUGCCCAACCUGCUGAACACCAUGAUGGAGCUGCGCAAGUGCUGCAACCACCCGUACCUCAUCAACGGUGCUGAGGAGAAAAUUGUGGAAGAGUUCAGGGAGACUCAUCACUCGGAGUAUCCAGAUUUUCACCUCCAGGCGAUGAUCCAGGGCGCCGGGAAGCUGGUGCUGAUUGACAAGCUGCUGCCCAAGCUGAAGGCCGGCGGCCACAGGGUGCUCAUCUUCUCCCAGAUGGUGCGCUGCCUGGACAUCCUGGAGGACUACCUCAUCCAGAGACGGUACCCGUACGAGCGCAUCGACGGCAGAGUGAGGGGGAACCUUCGGCAGGCGGCCAUCGACCGCUUCUCCAGGCCCGACUCGGACCGCUUCGUCUUCCUGCUGUGCACCAGGGCAGGAGGGCUGGGCAUCAACCUGACCGCCGCGGACACCUGCAUCAUCUUCGACUCGGACUGGAACCCCCAGAACGACCUGCAGGCUCAAGCGCGAUGCCACAGGAUCGGACAGAGCAAGGCGGUGAAGAUCUAUCGGCUCAUCACCCGGAACUCGUACGAGAGGGAGAUGUUCGACAAGGCCAGCCUGAAGCUGGGCCUGGACAAGGCCGUGCUGCAGUCCAUGAGCGGCCGGGAGAACGCCGCUAACGGGGUCCAGCAGCUCUCCAAGAAGGAGAUCGAGGACCUGCUGCGCAAGGGCGCCUACGGGGCGCUGAUGGAGGAGGAGGACGAGGGCUCCAAGUUCUGCGAGGAAGACAUCGAUCAGAUCCUGCAGAGGCGAACGCAGACCAUCACCAUCGAGACUGAGGGGAAAGGCUCCACCUUCGCCAAGGCCAGCUUCGUCUCCUCUGGGAACAGGACCGACAUUUCCCUGGAAGAUCCCGAUUUCUGGCAGAAGUGGGCGAAGAAGGCGGAGCUGGACAUGGACGCCAUAAACGGACGGAACAACCUGGUGAUCGACACGCCCAGGGUUCGAAAGCAGACGCGACACUACAGCUCGGUGAAGGAGGACGAGAUGAUGGAGUUCUCUGAGCUGGAGAGCGACUCGGAGGACAAGCCCACCUUGAAGCCGCGGCGGCCGCAGGACAAGACCCAGGGCUACCCGCGCAGCGAGUGCUUCAGAGUGGAGAAGAACCUGCUGGUGUACGGGUGGGGACGCUGGAGUGACAUCCUCUCUCACGGACGCUUCAAGCGGCAGCUGAAGGAGCAGGACGUGGAGACCAUCUGCAGGGCACUGCUGGUGUACUGCCUGCACCACUACAAGGGCGACGAGAACAUCAAGAGCUUCAUCUGGGACCUCAUCACCCCCACCGAGGACGGGCAGACCCGCGCCCUGCUCAACCACUCCGGCCUGUCGGCUCCAGUGCCCCGAGGCCGCAAAGGGAAGAAGGUGAAGACCCAGGCCGCUCAGCCCUACAUGCACCAGGCCGACUGGCUGGCCAGCUACAACCCCGACGUCCUGCUGCAGGAGGACAGCUACAAGAAGCACCUGAAGCACCACUGCAACAAAGUCCUGCUGCGGGUGCGCAUGCUGUACUAUCUUCGGCAGGAAGUCAUCGGCGACCAGGCGGACCGGAUCUUAGAGGGCACCGAUUCAAGCGAGAUAGACGUUUGGAUCCCGCAGCCCUUCCACGCCGAGGUGCCGGCGGACUGGUGGGGCCGGGAGGCCGACAAGUGCCUGCUCAUCGGAGUCUUCAAGCACGGCUACGAGAAGUACAACUCGAUGCGCGCCGACCCCAGCCUCUGCUUCCUGGAGCGCGUGGGCAUGCCCGACGCCAAGGCCAUCGCCGCCGAGCAGAGAGGGGCCGACAUCAUAGCAGAUGGCGCGGAGGGGGCCGAUUUCGACAGAGAGGAUGAGGACCCGGAGUACAAGCCGGCCAGGAUGCCCUUUAAAGACGAGAUUGAUGAGUUCGCCGAUUCCCCGCUCGACGAUAAGGACGAGACCGCGGACGGAGAGAAUUCGGGGGGCAAGCCGGGCGAGGCCCAGGAGCAGGGGAAGCAGUACUGGCCGGGCAGCUCGGCCCUCACCACGCGGCUGCGGCGGCUCAUCACGGCGUACCAGCGCAGCUACAAGCGGGAGCAGCUCAGGCAGGAGGCCAUGAACAAGAUCGACCGGCGCCGGCGCCGCCCGCGGGAGGAGGUGCGGGCCAUGGUGGCCGAACGCGAGGCCAUCAUCACGGAGCGCCGGCAGAAGUGGACCCGCAGGGAGGAGGCGGACUUCUACCGCGUGGUGUCCACGUUCGGCGUCAUGUACGACGCCCGCAAGCAGCGCUUCGACUGGAACCAGUUCCGCGCCUUCGCCCGGCUCGACAAGAAGACGGACGAGAGCCUGGAGAAGUACUUCUUCUCCUUCGUGGCCAUGUGCAAGAGGGUCUGCCGCAUGCCGAUCAAAGCUGAUGAGGAGCCGCCGGACCCCAGCAUCCCGAUCGAGCCGAUCACGGAGGAGCGCGCCUCGCGCACGCUCUACCGCAUCGAGCUCCUGCGGCGGAUCCGGGAGCAGGUGCUGCCGCACCCCGAGCUGGACCAGCGCCUGGCGCUCUGCCAGCCCGGCCCAGACCUGCCCGAGUGGUGGGAGUGCGGCCGGCACGACCGCGACCUGCUGCUGGGCGCCUCCAAGCACGGCGUCAGCCGCACCGACUACCACAUCCUCAACGACCCCGAGCUGGCCUUCCUGGAGGCCCACCGCAAGUUCGCCCAGAACAAGACCGCCGGGGGUGGCGCCAUGCCCGGCCAGUUCUGCAGCACCCCGUACCCCGGACCGGGCCUCAACCCCGCCCACACCCCUAACCCCGCCCUGAGGAAGGAGCACGACCAGGACCCGGCUUACUUUAAGAACGAGGAGCUGGAGUCCCUGGAGGAGAAGGUGGAGAAGAAGCUCGAGGUCGACUCUCUCGAUGCGGAGGUGAAGAAGGAGGACGAGGAGGAGGAGGAGAACGAGGAGGAGGAGGGGAAAGGGGACGUCCAGGUGAAGGAGGAGCCCAGCAAUGGAGAGGAGCAGAAGGAGGAGCACGAGCCCGUGGCUCCCAAACCCAUGGAAGUGGAUGGAGAUGGCGAUGGGGAUGGGGAGGAGGAGGUGACUCCCGCCAAACCCCGGCUGGAGAUGGAGGAGCUGGAUACGCAGGAGAGUGCGGAGGGCCCGGUCGGGUCCGGGUCCGAGCCCAAAUCCCUGUCCGAGAAGGGCUCGGAGGAGGAGGACGAGGACAAGAUGGAGGAGGACGAUAAAUCGGAGGAGUCUUCCCACGCCGAAGUCGGCGCGGCGUCCCAGGGGAAGAACUUCGACGAGGAGAGCAACGCGUCCCUCAGCACGGCGCGCGACGAGACCCGCGACGGCUUCUACGCCGAGGACGGGGAGUCCUCCAUGGCCCACAUCCUGCACGAGAGGUCCUUCUCCUACUCCUUCUGGCCCAAGGACAGGGUGAUGAUCAAUCGCAUGGACAACAUCUGCGAGGCGGUGGUCAAGGGGAAGUGGCCGGUGAACAGACGUCAGCUGUUUGACUACCCGGGCCUGUUGCCUGGAUACACUCCCAGUGCCAUGGACAGCCCUCUGCAGAGGCGGAGCUUCGCCGAGCUCUCCAUGGUGGGCCAGGCCAGCUACAGCGGGAGCGAGGACGUCACCCUGUCCCCCCAGAUGGCCAAGGAGGAGGUGCUCAGCAUGUCGGUCCCCCGGCAGCGGAGGCGCAGGAGGAGGAAGGUGGAGAUCGAGGCGGAGCGCGCGGCCAAGCGCAGGAACCUGAUGGAGAUGGUGGCCCAGCUGAGGGAGUCGCACGCCUCGGACGGCCCCGAGCGGCCGGUGGACCUGACUAAAGCCCUGCGGGAGGCCGCUUCUACCUCAAACCUCUCGUCCAACUUCCUUCUGCCCAACGCCUCCGCCCCCACCGCCGAUGCCUUUAAAACUCAGAUGGAGUUGCUGCAAGCGGGCCUCUCAGGAACCCCCACCAGGCACAUGAUGAACGGCUCCUUCCUGGAGGGAGACGUGCCCACGAAGCGGAGGAGGGGCCGCAGGAAAAAUGUGGAAGGGCUGGAUCUGCUCUUCAUGGGCAGCAAGAGGGCCGCGCUAAACGCUGAGGACUCCGAAGUGACCAAAGCUUUCGCAGACGCGGUGCGCGUGCCACCUCCGCCGCAGAGAAACAUUCCAUCGCCCGACCAGCUGGACCCCAACGCCCACGUCCCCGUCAUCAACCUGGAGGACGGCACGCGGCUGGCGGGAGAGGACGCGCCCACCAACAAGGACUUGAUCGAGUGGCUGAACCAGCACCCUACUUACACUGUCGAUAUACCAAGUUAUGUACCAAAGAACGAGGACCAUCUCCUCUCGCCGUUUCAGAAGCCGAAGCAGAAGAGGCACCGCUGUCGCAACCCCAACAAGAUCGACAUCAACACCCUGACCGGGGAGGAGAGGGUGCCCGUGGUCAACCGAAGAAACGGCAAAAAGAUGGGAGGAGCCAUGGCCCCUCCAAUGAAGGACUUGCCCAGGUGGCUUGAAGAAAAUCCAGAGUUUGCAAUAUCUCCAGAUUGGACCGAGAUCGUCAAGCAGUCGGGCUUCCUUCCCGAGUCCAUGUUUGACCGUCUCCUGACGGGGCCAGUGGUGAGAGAAGAGGGAGUGAGUCGCAGAGGGAGGAGACCAAAGAGUGAGAUCGCCAAGGCGGCGGCCCAGGCAGCCGCAGCCGCGGCCGCGGCCUCGUCCUCGGGCAUCAACCCGCUGCUGAUGAGCAGCCUGUUCGGGGGCAUGGACCUGGCCAGCCUGCACAACCUGCAGAACCUGCAGAGCCUGCAGCUGGCCGGGCUCAUGGGCUUCCCCUCGGGCCUGGCCGCCGCCGGCGGGGACGCCAAGCACGCGUCCGCCAUGCUGCCCCUCAUGCUGCCCGGCAUGGCCGGCCUGCCCAACAUGUUCAGCCUGAGCGGCCUGUUCAACAACAACCUGGCCGCCGCGGCCGCCACGGUGAGCAGCGCCGCCGCCGCCAGCCAGGGCGAGGCCGAGGACGCCUCCUCCAAGAAGGAGGACAAGGAGGAGGGCGGGGAGGACAAGGAGCAGGAGAAGUCGGGCGAGGCGGCCCCGGAGGCCAACGGCGAGGCCUCGCUCAGCUCCGCCGCAGCGGCCGCCGCCGCCGCCGCCGGCAUGUCCGCCAACCCGCUGGCCUUCAACCCCUUCCUCCUGUCCACCAUGGCCCCCGGCCUCUUCUACCCCUCCAUGUUCCUGCCCCCCGGCCUGGGCGGCCUGGCCCUGCCCGGCUUCCCCCAGGCCACGCUGGCGGGGCUGCAGAGCGCCAUGGCGGGGGCCGGCGCCGGGGCCGCGGGCGACGACAAGGAGGCCGGGAAGGAGCCCGCCGCCAAGGCCAAGGCGGAGGACAGGGAGAACGCGGCGGAAGACAGCGACACGGACGAGAGCCAGAACAAGACUGCAGAGUCCUCACUGCUGGAGGACGAGCUGGGACCAGCCGAGGAGCUGGACUCCCUGGACGGAGCCGACGAGGCCGCAGAAGCAGAGGACCACGACGCGUAGUCCCGCCUCCUCCCCACUGCUUUCAAGAAGUGUUUUAAACUUUUUGACAAAUGGUUAGCCCUACUGUUUACAUGCCAGUUUAAUUAUCCAAACAUUUAGAUUUUGGCUUUUUUUUUUUGUUUUUUGUUUUUUUCUCUUUUUUUUGUUUUGUUUUGUUUUGAUUAUUCCCCCCACCCCCUUCGUUUUCAUUUUCACAGGCAAAAUGAAAUGGAAAAACAAGAAGCUGUCUAACAUAGUGUAGCAAAAACAAAAAAAGAAAAAACAAAGUCAUGUUACAUGGAUGUCAAAAUGAUGUUUCUUGGUCCUUGAGUAUUGUGCAGUGCAUUAUUUAUUCUCCUAGGAGAGGUAUGAAAUUUCAAAACUUCAUCUGAAAAUCUUUUAGGACUGAAUCGCUCCAAUAGUGCUCUGCGUUUUCAUUUCCCCCCGACAAUUGAUGUUGUGUUUGACGGGCAGCAAACCUUGAAAUCCAGUGGCACACGACCGCUGCUGAAAAGGAUUAAUGAAGAUGUAUAUUUAACUUUUUUCUAUGGGUUUUUUUUUUUUGUACUGUUUGUUUUUUGCUGUGAAGAUCAGGAUGAAAUUCAUACAUAUCAUGCCUCCAGACUCCGACUGUUUCACACGCUGACAAUCUAACCAGAGGUGUGAAGGACUCCGCCUGAGGAGACAGCAAUAACUAAGGCAGCUGUUGAAUGUUAGAUUAUUCUCAGAAUACCACACCAGGAGGGUGACCGCAAGAUAAAGACAAGAAAAAGUACUACAGUCAAUUUGUCUCUUGAUAUUCUUGUUCAUGCACUGGUAUAAACUUAAAAAGAAUCAGGUACAUUUCUCUAAUGAAAGGACGUUUGUUACUUUAGCCACAAAGCUGAACAGCAUUACCUCAAUUCUAAACUAGCCUUGAAGUUUACAGACAUGACUUUGUAAAUGUUUUUUUCUUAUUUUCUUUUUUGUGAUGUCUCGUUUUUUGUUUUUGUUUUUUUUUUGUUUUUGUUUUUUGAAACCAUGUAUGAUAAAAAUGUAAAUUGCUGCCAACUGUAGUAAUGACGCUUUUAAUAAAAGUGACCCACAAUAUUCAUCUAGGAAACCAAAUCAGAAUGUUACGUGGUCUUUUCUGUAGGUUUCUGUCCUUAGAACACACUAGGCUGGCAGUUGAGCUUGUUUAGAUGAAGUUGAGGCCGAUUAUGUGGUUGCCUCACCGGCAGGCAGAAGUACAGCUGUAUGGGUUGAUGAUAGUUGGCAGAAUCCUUUUUUUCCCCAUAAGAACUCAACCGAUGGAUUGGAAGACUGGCUCCAGACACCUAAAUGGAGUAGUUUCAAGUGGCACCUCAGACCACUUGACUGCUGCCAUUACAUCUCUGAGCGGGACGAUGUGUUCAACCCAUCCAUUGUAUGUUGUCUAUUUAAUUUCCUCUAUUUUCCAAUAAAAGAUCUAAAACAA